AUGACGACUCUUCACUAUCUGCCACCUGUAAAGCCUUCUGCUAUUGCUAUGGGCACGUUCUUCACACACACCGCGUCCUUGGGCAUACUGGCGCCAGUCUUCGGUGACACCUAUCAUCGCGCCCUGGCCGCCAACUCGAAAGAGGAAUUCAUCAAAUCCAAGGAGGCUGCCGGGGCUGCCGCAGCCUGGGGCAGCUCGUUGAUCGGAAGUGCCAUGCAAACUUAUGGGGUGGCUGCUCUGAUUAACGCAACCGGGACGCUGAGCUAUAAGGGCGCGGCGUACCUGGGAAGUCUGAUUUUCAUGGCUAGCUCUGCUCCAAGUUUCAUCAGCCAAAUUUUCACCGAGAAGCGGCCUUUAGAUACAGUUGCUGUAGGUGCAGUGAGCAGAGUGUUCGAGACAGUCGGGCUUAGUUUGUUCCUUACUUGGUGGGGCACACGUACGAAUCCUUUUGAUUAA
Aspergillus pseudonomiae is the source of this 456-nucleotide messenger RNA. RefSeq names its product DUF1761 domain-containing protein. Lineage: Eukaryota; Fungi; Ascomycota; Eurotiomycetes; Eurotiales; Aspergillaceae. The transcript is spliced from 3 exons. The record is from RefSeq and is a predicted model, not a curated record. The coding region runs from base 1 to 456 and encodes 151 amino acids.